Messenger RNA from Diaporthe batatas, 4346 nucleotides. RefSeq lists its product as uncharacterized. Gene Ontology annotation, cellular component: membrane. Gene Ontology annotation, biological process: transmembrane transport. The transcript has 3 exons. The record is from RefSeq and is a predicted model, not a curated record. NCBI's taxonomy places the organism in Eukaryota, Fungi, Ascomycota, Sordariomycetes, Diaporthales, Diaporthaceae. Gene Ontology annotation, molecular function: ATP binding; ATP hydrolysis activity; ABC-type transporter activity. Bases 1 to 4326 code for a protein of 1441 amino acids.
AUGGGCUCGCAGCAGGAUUACCGGCUUCGACACCUAACGACAGGUGUCGCAUCAGCCACGCCUCCCGGACCUGAGAUCUCACCAGCUACAUAUCGUGGAAACAAGCCAGAAGAUUCCCAACAGACAGAGGAUAAUGGCGCUACAUGGAAACACCUCUUUGUCUUCACGGAACGCCGCCAGACUGGCUUCCUCAGUCUUGCCGUCGUCGCGUCCCUGCUUGUUGCUGUAGUCAAAACAGUCUUUGCCGUAGUCAUCGGCAAGAUUGUGGACCUUGUUAGUCCUCUGGGUGCCGGCAGAAUCGAUGCGAGUACAGCCAUGUCCGGGUUGACGAUCUGGUGCGUUGUGCUGGUUGGCCUUGGUCUGGCAUCAUGGGCAUUCAACUCAGCCCUCCUGGCACUGUGGGUUGUCUUCGGCGAAUUGGUCGCCAAAACUGCAAGAAUGAGUGUAUUUGAGCACUUGCUGGACAGAGAAAUGGCCUGGUUUGACUGCCACCGCGAGGGUCUCAGCACUGCUCUGUCCGGCAUGCAGACUAAUAUACGAGAGCUCCAGAUGGCAACUUCACAAGUCUUGGGAUUCCUCGUGGCUGAUGCCUUAGUCGCCAUUGGCUGCCUCAUUGUCGCCCUCUACAAUAGCUGGCAACUCACCCUUGUCCUCGUGGCGACUAUACCGGUAUCUGUAUUUGCCCUACAUUUCAUCAGUCGAGGGCUCCAGUCAGCUAUUGAUUCCCAGAAGCGGGAGCUCGCCCAAGCUACCAGGAUCACCAUUGCCGCCGUGACCGCCAUCGAUCUCGUGAAGAUAUACGACGCCACGGACAAUGAGGUCUGGCAGUAUCUUCAAGCAGCGAGGGGAUCCAUGAAGUUUUACAUUAGGCAGGCACUAAGGAACUCGAUGCAGAUGGGCUUCCUCAAGCUGUGGGUCAUCAAUCUGUUUGUCGUGGGGUUCUGGUUUGCCGGAUACCUCGUAAGCAAGAACAUGGCCACACCGGGAACGGCCCUGACAACAUUUUAUUCCAUCUUGACGGCUUUUCAGGCUGUGGAAGGAGUAGGACCACAGUGGCUUGUAUUGGCCAAGGGAAUGUCGGCCGGCCGCCGGCUCCAGAAGAUCGUGUUGGUCACGACAGGGGCUGGGAACGUGCCCGAAAUGGAAGCAUCCCACCGGCCACGGACCUCGGCCAAGGUGAUCGAACUCCGUGAUGUGAGCUUUGCCUAUCCGUCAAAUCCGACCAGGGUAGUGCUCAAUCGCUCCUCAUUUUCCUUCAACCCUGGUCUCACCUUCUUGGUGGGAAGAAGCGGGUCGGGCAAGAGCACCAUCACCAAUCUGCUUCUCAGAUUCUACGAACCUCUCAGCGGGGAUAUUCUCGUCGACGGGAAACCGAUUCGGACCUUGGACGACCAGUGGCUUCGCGAGAACGUCACCCUGAUCCAACAGUCAAGCGUGUUGUUCAAUGAUACUUUCUUCAUGAACGUCGCGUUUGGCUCGCGCGAUCCGCUGGUGGCAACGAGGGAGGAUGUCAGGGCGGCAUGCGAAACCGUGUUACUGCAAUCCACCAUCGCGAGUCUGCCCGACGGCCUCGACACCAAGCUCGGCAUCGGGGGCCAUAACCUCAGCGGAGGGCAGAGACAACGACUCGCUCUUGCUCGAGCCCGCCUCAGAGAUCCCCCGGUGUUGAUACUGGACGAGAUAACGAGUGGCCUCGACUCACAAAGCAGAGUCCUCAUCCUCGAGGCGAUCAGAGUAUGGAGAGCAGGGAAGACAACGAUUAUCAUCACGCACGACGUAUCCCAGAUACUCGACAAGGAUUACGUCUACGUACUGGACCAGAGCUUCCUAGUACAGAGCGGGCUCCGGCAAGACUUAGUCAAGGAUGAGUCCGGCGUCUUCAGGUCGCUGCUGUCCUCCACCGACAAUGAAGGCCAGCCAGGCUUGGACUCGUCCGCGCCGCUGCACCCGGCCGGAGUCACCAACGACGCAGCUUCAUCCUCCACGAGGAAGCCUUCAGCUUCGACCGGGAGCCGCGGGCUCUUCCGACUUUCCCUGGGGGCAAGCUUGGAGCGGUCGACGGUGAUCAAACUCGCGGAACCGACCUCUUGGAGACACAGCAGGGCAUUGAACCCCACGAGGAAGUCGAGCUUGGAUAUGGUCCAGGAGAGCGGGGAGGUGACGAGGUCCCGCCGACCGACCAACAAGCCACCCAGGCGGCUGGAGCAACAGAAAACCGGUAGUGAAAAGCAGGGGGGCCAGCCUGUCGCGCAUGGGGCUGGCCAGAACUCCCCCAUACCGGUACGCAAGAUCUUGGCCACGGUCUGGCCCGUACUCGACAAGACAAAUCGCCUCCGUCUGGUCCUAGGCAUCAUUGCCUGUAUCAUCGCCGCCACCUGUAACCCGGUCUUCUCCUACGUCUUUGCACAAUUGGUUGCCGCAUUCUGGGCACCGCCCGCUGAGAUGCGCGCUUCUGGGCAGGCAUGGGCCAUCCGUCUGACCAUUGUCGGCGCUGCAGACGGACUUGCUACCUUUUCUGCGUUCUACCUGAUGCAAUAUGCCGGCCAGGCAUGGGUCACCGCCCUGCGUGUCGAGGCGCUCAAGAGGAUCCUCUCCCAGCCGAAGCAGUGGUUUGAUGUGCCGACCAACUCGCCUGGUCGCCUCGCCGACGUUCUCGACGCGGAUGCAGAGGAGAUGCGCAACCUUGUCGGGCGCUUUGUGCCGAUAAUCAUGAUUGUUGUGACAAUGAUGGCCGGCGGGCUGAUCUGGGCGCUGGUCGUGUCGUGGCGGCUGACCUUGGUGACGCUUGCCUCCGCCCCAGCCGUGUAUGCUGCUACCCAAGCCAUCGGCACCGUUUCCGGGAAAUGGGAGGCAAGAUGCAAUGCCAUGGCCGAGACCACCGGCGCAGUGUCUGUCGAGACCCUGCUGAACAUCCGCGUGGUCAGGGCACUCACCCUGGAACACCACUUCCGCUCCAAGCACACCCGCUCGACGGAGAGCACAUUUCGAGUCGGCGUCCAGAGAGGCUUGUGGACGGGCUUCUUCUACGGUCUCAACCAGGGGGUGCCCAAUUGGCUCACAGCACUUGUCUUUUGGUACGCAGCCGUGCUGCUCACAUCGCCAGCCGCUGCCAUCUCUGCCUCGGGCAUCAUGCAGGUCAUCAACCUGCUGCUCUUCAGCAUAGGUACUGCUGCAGCAAUGCUGGACAAUAUCCCCCAGAUCUCCCACGCCAAGGCGGCGUCUAUACAAGUAUUACACUACGCCACCCUGAGCUAUACCAGCAGCCACGAGGGACGCGGUGACGUGAGGGUGCUCACGCCCUUCCCGAUCGAGAUGAGAGGCUUGCAAUUCGCAUAUCCUGUGGCCGACGGUGGUCAAAAUUCUCCCAAAAAGGUGCUUCGCAAUGUCAAUCUCCGCAUCGACCGUGGUGACUGCAUUGGUAUCGUGGGUGCUUCCGGGUGCGGCAAGAGCACCAUCGCGAAUCUUCUCUUGAGGCUCUACGAGCCGUCGGAGGACCAACAGCCGGAGGGGAGCCCUCAGCACCACGUCUCACAUCCCUCUCAUGCUAUACGCCAAGAACCGGGACCUUCAGGGCUGUCUUAUGCGCGCGUGCCAGCCUCGGACGUGUCAACCUCUGUUCUACGCACGCAUACGGCCUACGUCCCUCAACACCCCUUCCUCUUCCCGGCCACGAUACGCGAGAACAUUGUCUAUGGAAUCCACGCAGAUUCACCAUGUCGUGACUUGAAUUCUGUUGUAGCCGCCGCCAAGCUGGCCUGUAUACACGACUUCAUCGUCUCGUUACCAGAGGGGUAUUCCACCCUCGUUGGCGAGGGCGGGCUUGGGCUGUCGGGUGGUCAAGCCCAGCGCGUGAGCAUCGCACGGGCACUUGUUCGCAAGCCCCAGUUGCUUGUCUUGGAUGAACCCACCAGCUCUCUUGAUGCCGAGGGUGCUGAGGGUGUGAGGAAGGCUAUCCGGGGCCUCAUGGGGCGGGGCCAGCAAGGUGGACAGGGAGAGGGGCUCACAACUGUGAUCAUCACGCAUUCGAGAGAGAUGAUGAAGACAGUUGGCCGGAUAGUGGUCAUGGAUGAGGGGUUUGUGGCCGAGGAAGGCCGAUUCGAGGAAUUGCUGGCCCAAGGGGGCAACUUCACUGCGUUGAUGGGUGGUGGAGCCUGGCUCCCUUCUGCCUCCAACAAGGCUGUGAGCGCAAGUGGUCCAAAUAAUCGACUGAGCACCUGUGAUGAUGCCAUGACAAUUGUGUCGCCGUCUGGUUCAGAGGAGUCGGGCGCUGAGAAUAAUCCUCGUCAAAGGGCUCUGCAGAAGUUAGCCGGCACAACAACAAAUUAGGCCGCAAGCCUCUAAAGCGG